Cokeromyces recurvatus is the source of this 1686-nucleotide messenger RNA. RefSeq names its product kinase-like domain-containing protein. Lineage: Eukaryota; Fungi; Mucoromycota; Mucoromycetes; Mucorales; Mucoraceae. The coding region runs from base 1 to 1686 and encodes 561 amino acids. The record is from RefSeq and is a predicted model, not a curated record. Gene Ontology annotation, cellular component: cytoplasm. Gene Ontology annotation, biological process: regulation of MAPK cascade; protein phosphorylation; intracellular signal transduction. Gene Ontology annotation, molecular function: ATP binding; protein serine/threonine kinase activity. The transcript has 8 exons.
AUGACAUCAAAAUCUCGUGUGACUAAACUUUAUAAUACAUCAGCUCAACAUAUAUCUUCUACAAUGCAAGCAUUGCCUUCUAUGAGCAUUAAUAAUAGCAUGUCACAACCAAAGUAUACUGAAGAAAAGACUCGAGAUAAAUUUAAAGGAGUAUUAGAUAAAAUUGUUGAAUUAAUGACAAGCUCACCUAAUAAUAGCAUUAAUAUUCAGUAUGAGGAUCAUGAUGGUAAUAUAUCUGCAUCACCGCUUAUGGAUAUAUCUUCUCCAUAUAAUACAAGGCAUGUUACUCAUGUUGGCUUUGAUAUCAACACAGGCAAGUUUACAGGGCUUCCUAGAGAAUGGCAUAUUCUUUUAAAAGCUAGCGGAAUUACUCAAGUUGAACAGGAACAAAAUCCUCAGGCUGUCAUUAAUGCUAUUGAAUUUUAUCAAAAAACAAGAGAUUCAGAUGAAACUGUUUGGCAUAAAAUACCAAAGGCUACUAUUAAUCUUAGAAAUAGUAGCAGCAUUAGUCUUUGUAGAUCUAAUUCACUCGAAUAUCAGCAUAAAGUUUCAACAAAGAACGCUAUCUCCAAAUCACUACGUAGGUUAUCCAGAUUUAAGCUUCCUGAUUAUGCUAAACGUUCCUCUACGGAAUCAUCAAAUCGAGCAUCUGUAAUAGAUAAAGAGAAACAAAUACUGCAAAAAGAAGAAUUAUUAAAAAAGGAAGUAGAAAUAGAAAACUAUCCACCUGUUAUUAAGCGAAAGCCAAAGGAACAAAAAAAAUCAUUGGAAUCGGAUGUUUUAAGUCAGUUGAAAGAUAUUUGUUAUACAGUAAACCCAAAUAAAAUUUACAAAGAUAUGAUCAAAAUCGGACAAGGGGCAUCUGGUGGGGUCUUUAUUGCACAUCGUACAAUAGCAUGUGACAAUGGGGUAAUUGAUAUCAUACCUGUAGCAAUUAAACAAAUGAAUUUAGAGCAACAACCUAAAAAGGAAUUGAUCAUUAAUGAAAUACUAGUAAUGAAAAAAUCACAAAAUGCAAAUAUUGUUAAUUAUUUGGACUCCUAUCUCUGGAAAGGAGAUCUUUGGGUGGUAAUGGAAUAUAUGGAGGGCGGUAGUUUAACAGAUGUUGUUACAUGCAAUAUGAUGACAGAAGGUCAAAUUGCCGCUGUUUGUAAGGAAGUCUUAAAAGGUUUACAUCAUCUGCAUAGUCAUGGUGUCAUUCAUAGAGAUAUUAAGAGCGAUAAUAUUUUACUGAGCCUUCAGGGAGAUAUUAAACUAACUGAUUUUGGGUUCUGCGCUCAGUUGAAUGAAAGUCAAGCAAAGCGCACCACUAUGGUUGGUACUCCCUAUUGGAUGGCACCAGAAGUAGUAACUCGUAAAGAAUACGGGCCAAAAGUAGAUGUAUGGUCAUUAGGUAUUAUGGCUAUUGAAAUGGUAGAAGGAGAGCCACCUUAUUUAAAUGAAAGUCCCUUAAGAGCGCUUUAUUUGAUUGCCACAAAUGGUACACCUACACUUCAGAGUCCUGAGUCAUUAUCAGAAGAUUUUAGAGACUUUUUAUCCAAAUGUCUCGAAGUUGAACCAGAUAUUCGGCCUUCAGCAGAAGAGAUGCUGAAGCAUCCUUUUUUAACAAUAGCAGAUCCUCUUAGAUCACUUUCCCCUUUAAUUUGUGCAGCAAGAGAAAAUACAAGCAGUGAAAAUACUUAUUAA